Messenger RNA from Saprolegnia parasitica CBS 223.65, 1335 nucleotides. Its product is annotated as TKL protein kinase. Bases 1 to 1263 code for a protein of 420 amino acids. Gene Ontology annotation, biological process: protein phosphorylation. The transcript has a single exon. Gene Ontology annotation, molecular function: ATP binding; protein kinase activity. NCBI's taxonomy places the organism in Eukaryota, Oomycota, Saprolegniomycetes, Saprolegniales, Saprolegniaceae. The record is from RefSeq and is a predicted model, not a curated record.
AUGUCCAGUCUCCGGCGCCUCGACGGCAGCGCGUCCUCGGGCGGCGGCGGCAGCUCCGCGCUCAACAUCGCGCUGGGCACGGUCACGGGCGUCAUCGUGCUCGUGAUCCUGAUCUUGUACUGCCACCAGCAGCGCAAGUCGCGCCAGCGGCGAGAGGCGCGGCGCAUCCGCCGGCAACAGCAGAGCCAAGCCAAGACGGGCGACGGGUACAUGGACGCGGACAACAACCGCACGAUCAACUUCAAUAUGAUGGGCCAGCAGCCCAAGGCGGAAGGCGACGACAUUUACAUCAUGCAGGGCGGCGACGACGGGCAUGGCGACGACUAUGACGGCUACCGCAACAACAAGCCGAAGGCCAAGAAGCCGACGCCGAAGCAAGCGCCGUUCAAGAUGGACCAGGACCUCCUCGAUGCCAAGGUCGACUAUAGCAUGAUCCAGUACACGCGCAAGCUUAGCAAGGGCGCGUUUGGCGAGGUCUGGCUUGGCCAGUACCAAGGCCGGUACGUCGCGAUCAAGCAGAUUCUGGAAGAGCGCAAGACGGACGCCAAGGAGAUCGAGUGCUUUGUCGCGGAAAUCAAGCUCAUGGCCAACUUCAAGCACCCGAACAUUGUCGACUUUCUCGGCCUUUCGUGGAACCAGGACGCCAACUUGUGCGCGCUCACCGAGUACAUGAAGAACGGCGACCUCUUUGUCUACCUUCAGAAGCGCAAGGCGACGCUGACGUGGAAGAAGGACAAGCUCGCGAUCGCCCUUGACAUUGCGCAGGCGCUCGUGUACCUGCAUGCGCUCACGCCCAAGGUCAUCCACCGCGAUCUCAAGUCCAAGAACGUCCUCUUGGAUGAGAACUGCACGGCCAAGCUCAGCGACUUUGGCAUCUCGCGGCUGCGUCAGCUCGAGGAGACGAUGACGGCCGGCGUCGGUACGGCGCUCUGGGCGGCCCCCGAAGUCUUUUUGGCCAAGAAGUACAACGACCGCGCCGACGUCUACUCGCUCGGCGUCGUGCUCUCGGAGCUCGACACGUGCGCGAUCCCGUACGCCGACCAAGCGAUUGGCAAGAAUGGCAAGCUCGAUGGCAUGGCCGUCAUCAAGCUCGUGACGCAGCAGAAGGCCAAGCCGACCUUUAGCCCGAGCUGUCCGGACGUGGUCCGGGACCUCGCGUUCCGCUGCUUGGACUACGAGCCCGAGAACCGACCGAGCGCCGCCGAAGUCGUCGUGCUCCUGAAGGACCGUGUCCGACCCGCGCUCGAUUACGAACCGUACUAGUGCAGUAGGAAUCCCUGUGUAGCCGCCACCAAUUAACAGUCAAGAAAUACCCCAAGCUUUAUAAAAAUCCAC